This is a messenger RNA of Bathycoccus prasinos, 849 nucleotides long. RefSeq lists its product with no specific name. Gene Ontology annotation, molecular function: protein binding. The record is from RefSeq and is a predicted model, not a curated record. Lineage: Eukaryota; Viridiplantae; Chlorophyta; Mamiellophyceae; Mamiellales; Bathycoccaceae. The transcript has a single exon. Bases 1 to 849 code for a protein of 282 amino acids.
AUGUUGUUGUCUGGGGAAGGCGUCGUGACGAGAGCGAGGAAGAGGAAGGUUGGUGAGAGAGAUUCUUUGUGGGAUUUGGUCGUGAAGAACGACGAUAUAAGUUUGACGCAUAUCGUUCCGAGAUUGAAUGCGACGGACGUGAAAUUCUUGUACGAUGUGAAUAGUGAAACGAGAAAGUUGAUUAAGAGAUCGUCUCGCGCGGAUGAUUUGAAAAGGAAGUUUAAAGUGAAAGAGAUGUCGUCGAUAUCUACGUUGGAGUUUGCUUGGGAGAAUAAAUCGUUGUGGUCGGGAAUAUACUUGUACGACGAACCAUAUUUCUGCUUUCGAGUUGCUCUAACGAAUAAACUCGAGUUGCUCAAGUGGGCGCGAGAGGAGAAAAAGUGUGAGUGGGAUCAUAUGACGAUUAAUAGGGCCGCAGAACAAGGCAAUCUGGAAAUGGUAAAGUAUUGCGUUGUAAAUGAGUGUCCUAUCGAUGAGUGGACGUGUGCAUACGCUGCCGAAAACGGUCAUCUCGAGUGCCUCAAAUACUUACACGAAGAAGUCAAAGCGCCUUGGGAUUGGAGAACUGCCACAAGGGCGGCUAUAUAUGGUCAUCUACAUAUACUCGAAUAUCUUGUUGAGCGUAAGUUUGAUAAAUAUAGCGAAAGUGCGUGUUGGUAUGCAGCCGAGUCCGGCCACUUGGACUGUUUGAGGUACUUACACGAAACCGCCAAAGCGCCUUGGGACGAAGAAGCGGUACGCUACGCGCACAAAUACAACCAAACCGACUGCGUACAAUACCUCCUCGACAACGACUGCCCUUUACCACACGGUUGGCGAUACGAACGCGGCGAGUUAUACGCGUCGUAA